UGCGCCACCGUGGAGAGGGGAGAGCUGGAGUCUGAGUGCGCGCUAGGGUGGGAUGGUGUCCUUCAAAGGUCAAGUUACCAAUAUUGAAUUACAAAACUUCCGGGCAUCAUUUUCAAAAUAAAAUACACGCCAAUACAGAGCUGCUAAAUUUUCAAUGAGACAUGUACACGGGAAUCCGCAGUACAUGGUUCAUGGCUUACUUUUGCUGCGCAGAAACUAAACUAAAUGCAGUUAAAUUGCACAGCAAGAGUAAGCGUUUGUUCAUUGUGAUCAAUGGCAAACCAGUCAAAAAGCGAACUAUGUGUUAAGAAUUAAUAAACACCCUGAAAAGCUAUGACUUUGAAUACUUUAUUUCAGCCUUUGACUAAAAUCUCCAAUUUUGGGCUUCCUUCCUUUUUGUUCCCUCUGGCAGAGCUAAAUAAACUUGGUGAAGAAAAAAACAAACUCUCCAACAUUUUAUUUUGAAAAACACAUGUUCCUUUUCCCGUUUAUUUGGGCAGAAUUUCGACAAUCUUGAUGGAUCUCACAGCUUCAGCGGCAGGCAAACACACCCGUCAGCAGCGCGCAUUGGAGACAAAAAAGCGCAUCACGGACAAAGGAAAUAUGGGUGAGCUGGAGAGGAUUCGCCUUUGCCGGGUAACACAAUGGAUGAGCCGCUUCUGUUUCAUUUACUGGGAGACCAAUUAGCCCACCUUAAUGAGGUGCUGGGAUGCAAGAUACUGCAAGCUAAAAAGGCGGAAGGCUGCGUUUAAUCCGUCUGCGGAUCCUAUGAGCUUGCAAUGGCUGUGCAGGGGAUAUGCAUCUGGAUAGGGAAUAAUGUGCCUUUUUAUUUUGUGAUAUUUUCCUUAUUUUGUGGCCUUUCCUUUGGACAGUUGCGAUAUUCUAUUACAGAAGAACUAGAAAAUGGGGCACUGGUCGGUGAUCUGGCGCAUGACUUGGGGCUGGAUAUUCGAAAGCUCGCCACCCGAAAAAUUAAGGUAACCUCCAACAGUGGUAAACGCUAUGUGAUUGUCAACCCCAAAAAUGGGAAAUUACUUGUCAAUGAAAGGAUCGACAGGGAGGCACUGUGUGAUUUAUCCAGCACCUGCCUCAUUAAUCUGGAGGUUCUAGUCGAAAACCCCACUGAGGUGCACCAUGUCGAGGUGGAGAUUGUGGAUGCCAAUGAUAAUGCGCCGCAGUUCCCCAGAGACGAGUACCAACUGGAAAUCAUAGAAUCUGCUUUACCAGGGUCUCGUUACCCGAUUGAAAACGCCCAAGAUCCAGACAUUGGGUCCAAUUCAGUUCGUAUGUAUCAGCUCAGCACAAACGACCAUUUCGCGCUGGUAUCUAACAAACCCUCCCUCAAUACAAAGCACAUCGAGCUUGUGCUCAAAAAGCCCCUUGAUCGUGAACAGACGCCUUACCACCAAUUAAUUCUAAGUGCUGUGGAUGGUGGAACGCCAGAGAAAACAGGCACAGCUAAAAUCAAUGUCCGGGUCCUGGACUCAAAUGACAAUAUUCCCACAUUCGACAGCUCCGUGUACAAGGUGAAACUGUUGGAAAAUUCUCCCAAAGACACCCUGGUAAUUAAACUGAAUGCAACUGAUCUGGAUGAGGGCACAAAUGGAGAGGUUUAUUACUCUUUCAGCAGCUACACUCCAGAGAGAGUGAGGCAGAUGUUCAGCAUGGACACAAAUACAGGAGAAAUAAGAGUUAGGAGCAAUGUUGACUAUGAAGAGACCAACUCCUAUGAGAUGUACAUCCAGGCUAUGGACAAGGGCCCCGGGGCCGUGACAUCGCACUGUAAGGUAGUGGCAGAGGUAGUGGAUGUGAAUGACAAUGUCCCUCAGAUAGUGCUGUCAUCUCUGUCAAGCCCCGUGAGGGAGGAUGCCCGUGCAGACACUGUUGUGGCCCUCAUUAGCGUUACUGAUCGAGACUCUGGUGCAAACAAGCAGGUGAGCCUGGAGAUCCCAGCAGGCCUUCCUUUCAAGAUCAAGUCAUUCAGAAAUUACUACACUCUGGUUACCUCAGCUUUCCUGGACCGUGAGACCACUGAUGCCUACAAUGUCACUCUGAGUGCCACAGAUGGAGGAAACCCUCCCCUCUCUUCCCAGAAGACCAUACAGGUGGAUGUGGCUGAUGUUAAUGACAACCCACCACGAUUUGAACAGACUUCAUAUACCGUCUAUGUGGCUGAGAACAAUGCCCCCGGGGCUUCUUUGUGUACCGUGAAAGCUCAAGACGCAGAUAUCAAAGAGAACGCACGCAUCACCUACACAGUGCUCAAUGACAACAACCAUGGCAUCCCUGUCACCUCCUAUGUGUCUGUGAAGGCCGAUACAGGGGAGGCUUAUGCCCUGCGAGCCUUUGACUAUGAGUCACUGAGAGAGUUUCACUUCCAGGUCAAAGCCCAAGAUGGGGGCAUUCCUCCACUCAGCCGCGUUGCCACAGUCUACAUCUACAUAAUGGAUCAGAAUGACCAUCCACCAUUGAUAGUAAACCCUCCUGGCAAUGGCACGCGCUCCUUGGAAACGGUACAGAAAAACGCAGAGCCUGGUGCCUUGGUGACAAAAGUGGUGGCAUAUGAUGCAGAUGCUGGUCCCAAUGCUUGGUUGGUGUACGUACUGGAGACAGCCACUGACCUGGACCUGUUCAAGGUGCAUGAACACACUGGUGAGAUCAGGACAACUCGGAGGAUCCUGGAGGACAACUUCACAUCCUUUGCCCUAACCGUCGUAGUGAAGGACCAUGGGCAGCCUGCUCUGUCCUCCACUGCCACCAUCAAUGUGGCUGUUAUGGAGGUGCCACCCAAAGUCGCUCCUGAUCCCAAGAGGAUCAUCCGACCUCACAGCACACUGCUCUUCUCCAACGUGACCCUGUACUUGAUUGUGGCUCUGAGUGCGACCACCUUUGUUUUCCUGGUCACUGUGGUGGUUCUGGCCAUCGUUCGCUGUCAUGCAUACUGCACCCAGCCUGGGUCCUGCUCUCCUUGCUGUGUGUCGCAGAAGCCCCCUCCAGAUGGUGGGAACAGCAGCGUAAGUGCUGGCGGGGGAGGCAGUGGUGGAGCUGGGGGACAGCCUAAUAACAAUGUGGUGCUUCGGAGAGACCUUAAAGUGGAGCCUCACUACAUCGAAGUGCGUGGGAAUGGCUCCCUAACAAAGACUUACUGUUACAAGACCUGCCUGACAGCCACCUCUGGCAGUGACACUUUCAUGUUCUACAACACGGGACGUCCCAUCAGUGGCACCUGGGGCAGCGGUGCUGACCGUUUCUUCACAAGUGGAAGUGGAUUUGUACGCAGACUGAGUAUGCCCGAUGCCUCCCUCCAAAUCUGCCCAGAGCCAAAGGCCCCGAAUGCUGACUGGCGAUAUUCCGCAUCUUUGAGAGCAGGGGUGCAGAGUUCUGUCCACAUGGAGGAAUCCUCUGUGAUGCAGGGAGCACAGGGCAUGCUGGUCCAGAACUGGCCCACGGUGUCCAGCGCAGCAGACGGAGAGGGUGGUGGAGAGCUAUCACCUCCAGUGGGCGCUGGAGUCAACAGCAACAGCUGGCACUUCAGAUACGGCGCCGCACAAGGCUACUGCCCUCCUCAGCCCCUGAAGCCCGGAGAGAUUCCUCCUGAAGCCUUCAUCAUCCCUGGAUCCCCAGCCAUCAUUUCUAUCCGCCAUGACCCCGGCCCUGUGGAUGACAAAGGCGACUUCAUAAGCUUUGGCAAGAAGGAGGAGGCCAAGAAGAAGAAAAAGAAGAAGAAAGACAAGAAGGACAAGAAGGAGAAAGGAAAGGAUGACGGGGGAGAUGAAUAGAGGAGAAGGGGUGACUUGAAAACAGAGCUACCAACAAACUAACAUCACAAUCAGAGAGCCAGAACAACAAAAAAAGAAAGGCAAAUGCAUAUUGUAGAACCAAGGGAGCCUCCUUGCACCAUAUUUGCAUAGACAAUGUACAGUAGCCAAACCCUCAUUAGACCUGGACUGGCUCCUCAGACCACGUGAACUUGCUAAACAAACGUUUCUCUCUCUUCCUUGGCUCAUUUGGCCCAUAACUUUGGCCAAUGAAAGUCUAAGGUUUAUGGUAAACAAAUGUGACUUCAUCUAAAGGCUGGACCAAAUUAAAACAGAAAGGAUUUUAUUGGACCCCGCCCCUCCUCCCAGUUUGUAAAAUAAAGACAAAAAUACUUUGCACCAAAGGGUGUACUAUUUGUAUCUGACCAUUGUCAGCUGAGGCUGCCUGUGUUGGCAUCUCUGUCUUUAUGCAGCCCUUUUCCUUUUUCGCUCACCUGGUUAGAGGUGAAGUAGAAACCAAACUAAAUAAAUGAAACAGAGGCUUUUGUCUUCAGUAUUAUGGAGGCCUUGUAUAAAUUCAGAAAAUGUGGUCUUUUGUAAAAAAAAAAAAAAGAAAGAAAAAUGAAAAAGUAACAACUUACAAUAUAUGUACCAUGAGAUUAGCACCUGUAAGAAAAUGAGGUGGCCAAGACAAGCCGGACCACACACAUAAUAAAUAAAUAAUAAUAAAUAGCUCUGUUUCAGUGUAACAUAUAGCACAUUGCAGAGGCUGAGGACCUGGACUGGAUUGCACCAACUAUGCGCAAGUUUGUUCCCAGGUUAGGGUAUAAAGUAGUGGCUCCACAACUGCUAGUUAAUUUGCAAUUAGCAAGUUAAUGAAUUUGAUUAUGCCAUGGGUAGUAAGGAGGUAAUUAUAAAGGUGUAGCUCAUCAUAAAAUUAUCAGAUGAAUAGCAAAUGAGUAUCUUGCUGAUGGGUACAAACAACAUGAAUUUGUAGCUGAACAGAUUGGCAUACGAUUGGUAAAUACAAUUCAUAUUUGACUCUUAAAGGACAUCAAGAGUUUUUCCCAUGUUUUAGUCCAUUCUCUACAAAUCUUGUAUACUUUGUAUCAGAGACCAUUGUGUUUGGGGAACUUCUAAAGUAUUUUUUGCACCUCUCAGGCAGCCAUUGUUUUUACAUGAGUUGAGAUUUGAAACAUUUUCAUCAAAAUGAGGACAGUAUUUGAUGGUAUUUUAUUGUUUUUGAUUUACAUUUUCAUCACACGCUAAUGUAGCUGUAGUGCAGAUUCAAAACCUGCACUACAUUAUACAAUAAAGUUGCCUAAAUUAAACACAGACAUGGAGGAUUACAUCAAGCAAGUCUCAGCACGUUGAUUUUAAUAUUGAAUGGAACCGAACUGGAACCAGACUGCCUGAAUAAAGACACAUUGGAAGACAUAAACACUCAAUUGGAGAAUAGUGUAUAAUUUGUAGAAAAUGGGUGUAAACAUCCAAAUCCCAUCCAAUCCUUUAAGUUACAAAACAUAAUGAAAAUAGUAAAGAAAAAAAAAAAGCUGUGUGCAAAAAAAAGAAAAAAAAAAGAAAAAAGUCCUGCUUUACUGUUAGUGAGUGCAAUUGUGUGACUUUGUAUCAUUUGCACCUGCUUUAUUGCUUGCUUAACUAUUUAGUUGUUACUUACGGUUACGUAACAGAUUCUUGUGGUGCUACUGCUUGUGUUCUAGCAAUGCGUAAAUCGGGUUUAGUGGCUACUUCGGAACUAGGGAACCUACGUGCAGCUGAUGCAACCGGCCCCUGAACUUGUCUCUUCUCCUGGAAUACGGCGCAGGUCAAUGGGGUCUUAAUCCCACUGUGUAUCAGCACACCCAGUCUGACACACACAUUAUUGUACACAAACACUGACUCUCUCUGCCUCUUACUCACACAUACACACAAGCAAACACACACCCUCUAUCUUGCUCUCAUACAUACAGACACACAGUACAUGCAAACACACAGAAAUAUACUUAAAGAAUUUGCAUUCCUUUUUAAGGAAACGUUAAGACUGAAGGCCAGUGCCAUCCUUGAUAUGGGAGUGUAUUAUAUGGUUGGGACGCAGGAACGUUGCUUGUUGCUUCAUUUCUGUUCUAGCCUGAUCCCUCUACUUUUGUCUUUGAAUGUUAAGUAGUUGUUCUUCAAGCCCUGCACCACUGCCUCAACUGCUUCAGUGCUUGUAGGAUUUGCUUGCCCGCUGCCUGUUUCCUCCCUCUACUCCUGUUUCUUCAAAUCAACAUGGUUGGACAACAUCUUUCAAGUCACUCUCCUUAAAUGAACUGUGACGUUGUAACACAAUAACAUUUGUGUAUUUGCAUAUUAACACACAGAAUGCAUACACAUAAACACAUGGACAUAUAUUACACAGACACAGACACACACACACACACAUCUUUUAGGUUAAGUUUCAGCUUCAGCUGAGCAUAGGCGCUGCAGCCAGUGACUUCUCCCUGUUGGCACCUUUGUCAUCUCUCGCAUUGGUUCUACAUGUUGCAUCAUAGGGACAUCUGACAUGUUGGCAAAAACUUGUUUAAGAUGUGAAUUGAUUAUGUUGUAGCGGAUAAAGAAAAGUCAGAAAAUAGCAGUCACUGUAGUGUGUUGUGUAGAUAAAGAAACUACUGCAGAGUUAACUGGGCAAGUCAUUCCUCUUUUGCAUUUUCCUCUUUUGGUAUUCCUGUUAGCGCCAGCUGAUCCGCUGGGGUCGACCAGCACUGCUUACAUUACAAACUCAGUGAAGUGCAGUUCAGCAGCAGUGCAAAGAGGUCGGUGGAUAACUGGUGGGGGGGGGGGGGGGGGGGGGGGGCAUUACAUACAGUAUAAUACUGCUGUGAAAAUUUCAAAAAUUACAGUGACCCAACUGUGAACUGAACAGUUUUAUUUUACAUUGUAAAACCCAGGACUUGCAUGGCAGAGAAGAGCCGCAAAUAAUGGAACAGCAUCAAUAUGAUGAAAAGUGUCAUAAAAUCUCACAUCAGUGUUCCUUUUUCUAGACCAUCUUCUUACCAUUCAUAGUAGGGGUACAUAGGUGCUACUAUCAGGCUCAGUCCCUCCCGUGCUCACGUUUCCUUCCUCCCCUGUCCCAUCCUUCAGGUGUACUUCCGUGCUGUCAGAUCACCAAGUGGCUGUUUGCAUGUUAUAAGCAAAGGAAACAGAUACUAUAUAGAUACUAUAUAUACAUAGAUAUGUUUUUCCACUGGGAGAUGCGUAUUAGAAUACAUAUACCUCUGAUACACAUUCUCGAAGAUAAUACACACAUUUAAAGACCCACACUCAUCCACACACACACACACACACAUACAUACAUUUACGCUAUUGCGAACAGUAACUUGUGGAAAAACCUAAAAGAAACACAUUUUUUUAUCCUGUUGAAAUGAAUUUAAUCUUCUAGAUAUACAUAAUGCUAUUGUGUUAUGCUAUGAAAUGCUCUUUUUUUGUUUUUACCCUUACGAUUUUCAUAGAUAAGAAACUCAACCCUUAAAGUUGUGCUAAGCUUUGAAAUGAUGAUCAAACAAACCAACACUAUUGUGAAAUCAAAUCAUUUACUCACCCUCCAUAUCUAUCCCCAGCCCAGUAGAGAAAAAAAGAAAAAAGAAGGAAAAAAAAAAUCAAAAAACAUAAAAACUGUGAAAAAAAAAAAAGUUGAUGUAUUCUCUGCUUGUGUAUAGUGAAUGUUCCUCAGUCACUGGGUGUGGCAGUGAGUGGCACAGACCAGUGGACUGUGACAGUGCAGAUCUGUUCAUAACUUUUUUUGUACACCUGCUUCAUCAUUGUAAAGGUGAUAAUAGUGAUUCUUAUGAUUUCAUCAAUCUGGUAAUGUGUUUUGUUAAUAAGUCACAAAUAAAGUUUUUCUUAAAUAUCUUAA
This is a messenger RNA of Scatophagus argus, 7650 nucleotides long. Its product is annotated as protocadherin alpha-C2-like. Gene Ontology annotation, biological process: homophilic cell-cell adhesion. The transcript is spliced from 4 exons. NCBI's taxonomy places the organism in Eukaryota, Metazoa, Chordata, Actinopteri, Scatophagidae. The coding region runs from base 780 to 3779 and encodes 999 amino acids. The record is from RefSeq and is a predicted model, not a curated record. Gene Ontology annotation, molecular function: calcium ion binding. Gene Ontology annotation, cellular component: plasma membrane.